This is a messenger RNA of Habropoda laboriosa, 1675 nucleotides long. RefSeq names its product methyltransferase-like protein 16 homolog. Gene Ontology annotation, biological process: rRNA base methylation. Bases 1 to 1572 code for a protein of 523 amino acids. NCBI's taxonomy places the organism in Eukaryota, Metazoa, Arthropoda, Insecta, Hymenoptera, Apidae. Gene Ontology annotation, cellular component: nucleus. The record is from RefSeq and is a predicted model, not a curated record. The transcript has 7 exons. Gene Ontology annotation, molecular function: 23S rRNA (adenine(1618)-N(6))-methyltransferase activity.
AUGUCAUUAAGGAAAUUUAUGCAUCCACGAAAUAGAUAUAAAAAAGUACCUGAUUUUAAACAACUUGCCUUAUUAUAUCCAGAGUUCCGUAAUGUUGCAAUUACUGAUUUAACAGGUAAAAUCAAGAUUGAUUUUAAAAAUGAAGAAAGUUUAAGAGUACUUACAGAAGUAUUGUUAAAACAUGACUUUAAUCUAAAAGUGGAAUUACCUCCAAAUAAAUUAGUUCCAACUUUACCAUUACGCUUAAAUUAUAUUUUAUGGAUAGAAGAUUUGAUAAAACAUGCUGGUUUCAAUGAAAUGGAAGAAGUAGUUGGCAUAGAUAUUGGUACUGGGGCAGUUUGCAUUUAUGCUUUAUUGUUUGCAAAAAUGUAUGGAAAUCAAAUGAUUGGCACAGAAGUUGAUGAAACAAGUGUUCAUUCAGCUGUUCAACAUAUUGAAAAUAAUAAUUUGCAAAACUUAAUAAAAGUGUUCAAAGUGGAUGCAGGAACAAUUUUGAAAGACAUUAUAAAAGAAGAUAAAGACUAUUAUUUUACAAUGUGCAAUCCACCAUUUUUUGAAAUAGAAGGACCAUCAGAAAAAGUAAUAAAACGAUUACCACCAAGAAAUGCUCCAACUGGAAAUGAAGCAGAACUUACAGUUCAAGGUGGUGAAAGGGCAUUUAUAACACAAAUGAUUGAAGAAAGUAUGGAAAUUAAAGAAAAAGUAAAAAUAUACACCACAAUGUUUGGCAGAAGAAGUAAUUUAUUGUUUUUAUUAAAAUUGUUAAAAAAAAAGAAUAUAGAAAAUGCAACAUGGACAGAAUUCUGUCAAGGUCACACUAAACGGUGGGGAUUAGCUUGGACAUUUUUACCAAAAGAAGUCAUCAAUUUAACAAAUGCGCCUGUUAUUAGAAAAAGUGGAGACUACAUUGCAAAAUUAUUAAAAGAACAACGUCCAACAGAAAUACAAUUUCCAAUGAAACAUGGAUUCUUCUUAUUUGAUAAUUUAGUAAAUUUUUUGGAAGAAGCAAUGGAUGAAUUAAAUGUACAAAUCAAGGAACUAAAUUUACCGAUUGACGAUUUCAAUGGUUGGUCGUGUCAGCUAAUUGCAGAAAGUGAUACGUGGUCACAUGCACGUAGAAAACGUCGAUUAGCUCAAAGACUAAGGAAACAGUCCAACGAUCACGACACGGAAAGUGCUGUUGCAGCAAAUGAUGCUGCAGAAUGUUCUGUACAAAAAUCAGUGGAAGAUAAUUCAGGAAAUAUAGACGAACAGCACGCAGAUCAAACAUCAACAGAAAAAUCUGUUGCGAAAGAACCUUUAUUAAUAUGUAACUUUUUUGUUGAAGUAAUAGAACAUGAAGAAUCUGAAAAUGAUGACAUAAAAAUAUCUAUGGUCUUUGAAAAAGGCAGUGGUGGCAAAAAUGCUUUAGAAACAUUUCGACAGUAUUUAAUAAACAGAUUAGACAUUAGAGAGUAUUUUCAAAAGCAACAUGCAAACAAAAAGAAAAGAAAACGAUUAAAAAAAAGCGAUAGUGACAUGAAUUUGGACCAAGCUGAAGACUUGAUCAAGAACAACAUGGAGUCUGUUUAAAAUGUUAAUUCAUAUUCCAUACAAAAUGAUUUAUUUUAUGCGCAAACUUUACGAAAUUAUAUAACAGAUUCAAAUCCUUGUGUAAGACGGCGAUAAAACAACG